AUGGCAAAUGACGAAAUGAUGGAGGAAGAAGAACUGAUCCACAAUCUUGUGAAAAGAAGUAAACCUGCACCACCAUGUGUGAAUGAUGAAGAAAGUUGCCGGUAUCGUAAAUGUUGUCUAGUUCACGUUUACGGAUCAUGCAAGGCAUGUAACCCAAGGAAAUGCAAAAGUACUCGUGACUGCUGUGACGAAUCUAGCUGCGUAUACGGAAACUGCAGACUUGUGAAGAGAGGUUUACCAUUACCACCAGGACUACCAUCAUGGUGUGUGAAUGAAGGAUCUAAUUGCUGGGAUUUUAGAUGUUGUCCUGGUUCAAGCUGCGUUGACCUUAUCUGCAAGUCAUGUAAUCCAAGAAAAUGCAAAAAUACCCGUGAUUGCUGUGAUGAUUCUAGCUGCAUUUAUGGAAACUGCAAGUCAUGUCAAGAAAGAAAUUGUAAACGGAGUAAUGACUGCUGUAAGGGAUAUAACUGUUCCUACAAGAAAUGCGUACGAUCCAAGAAGGGUUAA
Mytilus californianus (California mussel) is the source of this 507-nucleotide messenger RNA. Its product is annotated as keratin-associated protein 5-5-like. NCBI's taxonomy places the organism in Eukaryota, Metazoa, Mollusca, Bivalvia, Mytilida, Mytilidae. The transcript has 3 exons. The record is from RefSeq and is a predicted model, not a curated record. The coding region runs from base 1 to 507 and encodes 168 amino acids.